UUACACUCUCAGUCACUAUAAUUCUAUAUAACCAAAAAACCACACCUAUUCGGCUAUUCCUCUUCAAAUAGACACAUCUCCUUAUUCUAGAUUCUUCUUUCCCUUCUCAGUCAAGGGGUUCCCUGAGAUCACAACUGAAAAAAUGGUGAAGGCUGUGGCAGUUCUUAGCAGCAGUGAGGGUGUCAGUGGAACUAUUCACUUCUCUCAGGAAGGAAAUGGUCCAACCACUGUGACUGGAAAUCUUGCUGGCCUUAAGCCUGGUCUUCAUGGGUUCCAUGUCCAUGCCCUUGGAGACACCACAAAUGGUUGCAUGUCAACUGGACCGCAUUUCAAUCCUAACAACAAGGAGCAUGGUGCCCCUGAAGAUGAGAACCGCCAUGCUGGUGAUUUAGGAAAUGUUAAUGUUGGAGAUGAUGGAACUGUUAGCUUCUCCAUUUCCGACAGUCAGAUCCCUCUUAGCGGACCAAACUCCAUUGUUGGAAGGGCUGUUGUUGUCCAUGCUGAUCCUGAUGAUCUUGGGAAAGGUGGGCAUGAGCUUAGCAAAUCCACUGGAAAUGCUGGUGGCAGAGUAGCUUGCGGGGUUAUUGGUUUGCAAGGCUAGAUACUCCUUUCAGCCCCUGGAUUAUCAUGCUUUUUCGCGUGGCCAAGCUUUUCUAGUCGUGGAAUAAAACUUUUACCCCUUUCCGUUGUUUGGUUAGUUCUGGUCUGUACUUCUGAAUUCUCUAUUAUGCUGCUGUGUUAUCUGAUGGGCUAUGUGCUGGUAUUCGCUUCUUAAAUACUGAUAAUCAUAAUACAUUGCCUCAA
This is a messenger RNA of Arachis duranensis, 804 nucleotides long. Its product is annotated as superoxide dismutase [Cu-Zn]. Lineage: Eukaryota; Viridiplantae; Streptophyta; Magnoliopsida; Fabales; Fabaceae. Gene Ontology annotation, biological process: removal of superoxide radicals. The coding region runs from base 143 to 601 and encodes 152 amino acids. The transcript has 8 exons. Gene Ontology annotation, molecular function: copper ion binding; superoxide dismutase activity. The record is from RefSeq and is a predicted model, not a curated record.